AUGCAAGCAGGGGAGAUAACACGAUUGCUGGAGCAGCUCUUGACGCAGGACUCCUCGUUAGAGCAGUGGAUGCCACAUCUGGCUGCAUCCUGUCGUUAUCUUCUGAAGAACAAGCGUUUCCAUGUCUUAUACAACGUACAGCUUUUCAUGAAGGAUUAUGUGCGAGCUGCAAUGAACUGCUACAAUUACUUCUACCAGCAAGGCACUCAGAGUUACCUAGACUUGGCCGCUCGACUGCAGUUUCUCUUCAUUGCUCAGGAGCACAUUCAGGCAUAUCUUGAUCCCCAGAAAUGGGGUGCAAUCCGACACCCUUUGUUUUCCAGUAAGACAGAAGAAAGAACAUCUACUGCUCAAAAGUCAUUCCAGCUGUGUCUGUCCAGAGAUGAAGCAGCAAGAUAUCUGCGCACCAUUGCCCUGCAGAUUGAGGUGACACAAUACCUGGAGCAAUGUCUGACCAGCAACCUUGGGAAGGCCGCUGCCGUGGCCACCCAGCACGUUGCCAGAGCUUGUUCUCCUGGGGCAGUGCCUACAUUGUUUGGGAGCACAGACCAGCGUAAAGAUGUAGUGCAAAUGAUUCUGCUGAGUGGUGGUUCAAAGUGCUUGCCUGCAUCUUUUGAGCUGGCUUGGCGAAUCAUUACAGAACACAAACUGAUGCCAGUGGGCAUCUUGAAGAAGGUUGUCUCGGAGCUGGUGAAACAGCUUCAGUUGGCAGACAUGAUGGAGGUGCUGAAGAUGACAGGUCAACAGAAGCUGUUAGAUGAUGAUGAAUGGGAUGAGCUGGUUAGCACAGCAUUGCUGGAGAUAACAGAGAAAAAGCUGGAGGUCAAAGAUGAAGCUGAAACCCUCAUCAAAUUGAUCAAGAAAGAACAUAAUAGGAUCAAUGCCUUCAUAUUGAGUGGAAGACUGCGAUCAGCAUAUCUGACAGCUGCAAAAACCAACCGCACACAGGACAUCAUUCGUAUCAUGACAGCGGCAGAGCGUAUGGGGCAGGCUGCAGUACGCAAUAUUUGCAAAAAGUGGCUGGAUCAGCAGAAAAGUCUUGAAGCAGAUGGUGGUGCCAAGGACUAA
Molecule: messenger RNA, 1068 nt
Organism: Pomacea canaliculata
Lineage: Eukaryota; Metazoa; Mollusca; Gastropoda; Architaenioglossa; Ampullariidae
Product: zinc finger FYVE domain-containing protein 26-like
Exons: 7
Coding region: 1-1068 (355 amino acids)
Biological process (GO): mitotic cytokinesis; double-strand break repair via homologous recombination; regulation of cytokinesis
Cellular component (GO): midbody; lysosomal membrane; centrosome
Molecular function (GO): phosphatidylinositol-3-phosphate binding
Source: RefSeq, a predicted model, not a curated record